This is a messenger RNA of Podarcis lilfordi (Lilford's wall lizard), 3298 nucleotides long. The record is from the annotation of a GenBank genome assembly. NCBI's taxonomy places the organism in Eukaryota, Metazoa, Chordata, Lepidosauria, Squamata, Lacertidae.
GAGGGCAGAGAAUGAAGAUUAUAAUCAGGCGACUAGCGAAGGCAACUCCUUUCUUCGGAGGGUCCUUCGCGUCCCGGCGUGGUCUGGUUGUUAUGGAAACCAAACCUAGGCCUCGUUGCUAUGGAAACCUGAUGCCUAGCCGGUGCGGGGUGGGGAACGGGGAAAGCGGAGGUGGAUUUGGAGACGACUUCCGCAGAGCCAUAAACCGGUGUAAUAAAUAACCUCAGUUCCUCAUUAUCUGGGAGUGGUACCCAGGGUCGUUUUUCCACGUAGACCCGUGGAAUUCAUAGGUGCAGGAUGUGGACCAGUCCUUGGAAUGACGCAUCAGAAUUGUGGGAUGAGAUACCACCCCACCCAGAGCUAAAAGAGAUACGGAAAAUUCCCUGCACCUCAGGGCGCAGGGGCUUCCUCUGAGAACCCGAUGCUUUGCCAUAUUGAUAUGCUUCUGCAGUGCUCUUUGCUGUAAAAAUCAAGCAAAUAUUGCAAAGCUACUGUAAAUGUUUUGUUCUCGCUCUCCGAAGAAAGCAAAAACCCCUUGGUGCAUCUCCACUCCUGGAACCUUUGGCCGCUUGGGAAGUGGAAAGCAUAACUGUCAACUUUCAGAUUUGAAAAUAAGGGAUCAGCAGCCUCGAAAAUAAGGGAUCAACAGCCUCACCUGUCCCGGACAGUCUAUGGGAUAUCUAACAAUCCGGGAUAGCAGCGGGAAGCAGCGGGAAAUGGCGCUGGAAUAAGGGAAUUUCCCGCAAAAAAAGGGAAGGUUGACAGCUAUGGUGGGAACUGCAUAGCGAUAUUCGUGGAUUAGCAUUUAGUAGCAUAGCUUAAUUUCUCUGCACUUGGGUGCCCCCCAAUGCUUUGAUUCCCACGAGAUGUGUUUCUAGAGUUCUUCGGGAUAAGAGUUGUUUGUUUUUAAAAUGUCCCGUUGUUUCUAGAUAACCUGAGAUGGAGGGUGCGAUCGACUUCCGUGCUUUGGAGAAAGAGUUGGAAGAAGCUAUUGCCGCUGAUGAAAAGUACCAGAGAGAGAAUGAAGCCAAGUUCCGAGCAGUGCACCAGAAAGUGGCGACUUAUGAAGAAUUCAGGUUUCUCGAAUUCCAUUGUUCCCUUUAGUUGAUGUGAUGCAAGAGGCAGUACAGCUGUCCAGUGCUUUUUUUUCUAAAAAAAAUAUGUUUAAGGGUGCUCUCAUUUUUACUCAAGAAAAUCACCAUUUUAUAGCUCAAAUUGGGGGAAAUAAAUACAGUAAAUGGACAAAAGUACAAAGAUUCACAAAAUGUUUAGGGGUAUACGCAUACCCCUGAACAUUUUGUGAAUGCGUCCCCCCAGAAAAAAGCACUGCAGCUGUCUGUUUAUCCAUGAGGUCAACUGCUUGUGAAUUUAACCCAAUGAACAUGCAGUCACGUGGCAGGCUGCUGCAGAUUAUGCAUACUGCAAAAGUCAUGUGCAUUCAUUACUUAUAUGUGCCUUAUCAAAGAAAUACAACCAGUUCUCCCAACCUCACUCUUGACUUCUGGAUGUCUGAGAUAAAGAAGGCUGAUUGCAUUUUUAAAAGAUCUCUGAAAACACCCCAAAGAUAAAAUGGGGCAGUGAUGGAGCCUUAUCCUAUGACAUGUUUCUAUGUUGCAGUGUGCACCACAGUAAGCUACAGGCAGCAAAUAUUGUUAUAUCAGUAGCAGCCAGUGGCCACUCAAAGUUUCAGAUGUCCAGGGCCAUACAGUGCAUAGGUAGGGUAAAUGCAAUAAUAAUGUUCCUGUACUUUUAACAAUGACGUAUAUAGAGGAAAUUUCAGCAGAUACAUGUCUUCUCAUCUUUGCAACAUUAUACUAGCUGAGCUACAGCUGCUGAAUUUCCCUCCAAAUUGCAAUACAGUGGUACCUUGGGUUAAGUACUUAAUUCGUUCCGGAGGUCCAUUCUUAACCUGAAACUGUUCUUAACCUGAAGCACCACUUUAGCUAAUGGGGCCACCUGCUGCCGCCACGCUGCCGGAGCCUGAUUUCUGUUUUUAUCCUGAAGCAAAGUUCUUAACCUGAAGCACUAUUUCUGGGUUAGCGGAGUGUGUAACCUGAAGCGUAUGUAACCUGAAGCGUAUGUAACCCGAGGUACUACUGUAAUGCCCCUUUCUCUCCUGCUUGCAGGGAUAUUGUUUUAGCAUCACAUUUAAAGCCUCUGGAGAAAAAGGACAAGGUGGGGAAGAAGAGAAAUGUGUUGUGGAACUCCCAUGCAGUUAAAGCAAACUUGAAACAAGAGAGUGAGGUACAGCUGUCUCAGGUAAGAUUGCUCCUUUCCAGGAGUUUGGAGAGCCUUGGUUCCUUUUGAGCAAUACUUCUUAUUUUAUUAUCUACGUUUAUUUAUUUGCGACAUAACAAAGCAUAACAGCAAAUGCCUGAUAAAAUAAAAGUAGAAAGGGAUAUUGAAAACUAAACAUAUAGGAACAAUUUUCCUUACCAAAAUAAAUUAAUAUCACCAUUAAGGUCAGUUAAGGUCUUUCUCCAGUGGGGUGGAGAGUGGGCCAGGAUCCACUUGUGUUGGGAUCUGUGACAUUGUUCUCCUCCUCCAGGAGUUGGAACAGCUGCCCAAGACGUCUGCAGAAUUCUACAGAGAUUGGCGCAGAUGCAUGAAAAACAGCCAAGAACGCUACCAGCUCCUGCUCCAACUUGGAUCCCAAAACCUGGGCCAAAUCUUCCAAACAGACCUUGCUUUUGGUUUCCUAGGUGAAUUCCUAGCAGUGUUCAAUGAAAAUACCUGUCUCAAAGACCGGGACUCUGUCUUGGAGAUUUUGGAGAGUUUUUCAGAAACCAAACGCUUUGGAUUGAAUGUGGAACUCAUGAGUGAGCAAGAGAAGAAAAACUGUCGACAGUUGUUUGAGAAACUGCAAAGGAUGGGGACUGACCCUAGCAUUCCUCCUGACUUUUCACAUGCCACAGAGGGGGAAGGUGUGCCUGGUACCCAAAUCCAUUGCCAAGCAGAUGGACCAACUAAAAUAAAAUUGAUGGAACUGAUGCACCUUUACAAAGUCACCUAAAGGAAGCUAGAGCUUGUGUCACAAGCCACACCACAUAGGAAAAUAAUGGAGAAGAUACAGAGGAAAGGAACGUCCACUAAGAACAUCUUCUAUCAAUCCCCAUUAAGAUGAGUGGGAGAUCAUCAAGAGCACACAUGAAUUCUUGCACAUCUCCAGUUAAUCUCAGUACAACUUGUAUAGAAUAUAUAUUUGGAGGAUAGACCUGUUUACUGAGUUUUUAGAUGAGCUCUGCCUUCUCCAGCAAGGCAGAUAGUGCAUUGUCAAUAAAUAAUAUUUGUUGAUUGA